CCUUCACACACCGCUGCCUGCUGCUGUCUACAGCGCGCUGGUAUCUUGCGCGCCUGUCAUGAACUGAGCUGGGCUUGCAAUGAAGUGGAUGCAUUUUUAGUUUGCGGAGUAGUUAUUUAUUAAUCCAUGUGACCAAACUUGUGAAGAGAAAAGAGUGCAGAAAAGAGCGAAAAACAGAUUAACAGCAUGAAUGAGCCCGAGGGACUGCGCUUCAGAAGGUUAAACAGACCUCAAAUUAUCACAGACGAAACCCAUGAACCCCAGCCAAAAAACACAAGCACGUACAGUGGGAAGGUGUUUCGUGUGACAUUACUCACGCUGGUGGCCUUCCUGCUCUUCCCAUUGCUCGUGGUGGUUUUCCUGUUAGAGUCUCCCAUUGAUCCAGAGGCAUUCAGUCUGAAUGAACCUCCUCUUAUGACCGGCUGUUACGAGCCCAACCUGAAACUGAGACAAGCAGAGCGACUGUUUGAGGAUCGACUUAUCGGCCCAGAAUCCAUUGCUAACAUCGGAGAUGUUUUGUACACUGGCACUGCUGAUGGAAAGAUUGUGAAAAUCGAAGGCCAGAAAUUUCAUGUGCUAACAACACUUGGCAAGCCACCAUGUGGUUCUCAUGAACAUGAGCACAUCUGUGGACGUCCCUUGGGAAUUCGCGUUGGACCCAAUGGCACCUUGUUUGUGGCUGAUGCUUAUUUAGGAUUGUUUGAAGUCAAUCCUGUCACGGGUGAGGCAAAAUCUCUGGUGAGCACAGGGACGUUGAUCGGAGGCCGACGUCUGGCUUUUGUAAAUGAUCUGGACGUCACGCAGGAUGGGAGGAAGGUGUACUUCACAGACUCCAGCAGCAAAUGGCACCGCAGAGAUUUCAUGUACCUGAUCAUGGAAGCCACAGCAGAUGGACGUGUGUUGGAGUAUGAUACAGAGACCAAAGAAGUUACAGUAAUGAUGGAGAACCUACGCUUCCCCAACGGCAUCCAGCUGUUUCCUGAUGAGGAAUCUGUUCUGGUGGCUGAAACCACCAUGGCAAGAAUAAAAAGAGUCCAUGUGUCUGGUCUCAACAAAGGGGGAAUGGAUACAUUCAUCGAGAACCUGCCAGGAUUUCCUGACAACAUCCGACGCAGUUCUUCAGGUGGCUAUUGGGUGGCCAUGUCUGCUGUUCGACCCAACCCAGGCUUCUCCAUGCUUGACUUUCUAUCUCAGAGACCCUGGAUGAAAAAACUUAUAUUAAAGCUUUUCAGUCAAGCCACGCUGUUGAAGUUUGUGCCGCGCUACAGUCUGGUUGUGGAGCUGCAGGACGCCGGCACAUGCGUGCGGAGCUUUCACGACCCGCACGGCAUGGUGGCCGCUUACAUCAGCGAAGCCCACGAACACAACGGUCACCUGUACCUGGGUUCCUUCCGCUCACCUUAUCUGUGCAAGCUGGAUCUGAGCAAAGUGUGAAAGGAGCCGACACAAAACGGACAGAUUCAUCUUCUCGAGUCAUUUCAUCCUGACUUCCAAACCGAUUUUGAUGCAAUUAACAUUGACGACGCUUUAACGGCAGGAUUUGUUAACUUCUUCCAUACUACAUUCAACAAAUGAACAAACCACUGUGUUAAUUUUUUUAUUUAGCUCUGAAAUAUGUUUAAAUGAUGUGUUUUUGUGUUAGCUAUUAUACGCUGUGUGGCUGCCUGGUUUUUAAUCGAAAGAUGUGCCAUUACUGUUUUUGUUUCCCACUUAAGUGAAGUAUGCAGUUUCUGUACUUGUUUUAUUUGCACACUAUUAUCUGGCACUUAAAACAGAGCUGCAAAUGUGAUACAGAAAAUGAGAUUAGAGAGACUCUUAAUACUUUUUGUGGCUGCCUGUAUAUAGAGAUGGGGAACUGAAAGAGAGUUUAUUAUAAAAUGAAUCUACUCCAGCAUUAUAUAAGAUUCAAUGUGAUAAAUGCGUGAAUGACUUAACCUAUUCCUCUUUUUAUUUUUAUGUGUUGUCAUUAUUUAACGCAUGAUUUGUUUAUGUUGCUACAGGAGAUUUGCAUAACUGCAAUCUGAUGGAGGCUGGUGAUUUAGUAUUUACAGGGUU
This is a messenger RNA of Paramisgurnus dabryanus, 2055 nucleotides long. RefSeq names its product adipocyte plasma membrane associated protein (gene apmap). Gene Ontology annotation, cellular component: endomembrane system. Lineage: Eukaryota; Metazoa; Chordata; Actinopteri; Cypriniformes; Cobitidae. The record is from RefSeq and is a predicted model, not a curated record. Gene Ontology annotation, molecular function: arylesterase activity.